Messenger RNA from Podospora pseudocomata, 1350 nucleotides. RefSeq lists its product as uncharacterized. The transcript has a single exon. Bases 1 to 1350 code for a protein of 449 amino acids. NCBI's taxonomy places the organism in Eukaryota, Fungi, Ascomycota, Sordariomycetes, Sordariales, Podosporaceae. The record is from RefSeq and is a predicted model, not a curated record.
AUGAUCGUCAGGGAUCUCAAGCGACUGGUGCUGUUGCUCUGCCCCGUGGUCGCACUGCUUUUCGUUACCGUUGGAUUAUGGCACACGCAGCCCGACUACCUCCGAGGCCGAGUCGGCGAGUUUCUCGGCAGGCCUCUUGGCUCCGGCCCGGCCACAACUGACAGUGAGGAGGACAAGAAACAGAAACCGGACGUCGGUAGCUACGACCGUCCGAAUCCCCUCGCGCCGACGGCCGCUUGGCACAGGAUCUUCUCGGCGUCGACGACUGACAAGAAGUACUUCGAGAUCAAGUUCGGCCAUGUCCCCGUCUUCAACCCCAACAUCCUCCCACACCCUACACAAAAUGAUACCUGGAUGCUCAUGGGCCAGAAAUGGACCGAUCACCAGGCCGAAGGAAAGGGCUUCAUUGCCCUCGAGAUGGGUUGCGACGCCAAGUUUUCGGGAGACAUCCUGACGUGUGUCGGCGAGCCAAAGCCGCUACCUAUUGAACCGACCACAGGCGACAAGUGCACUGGCAAGUACGCGCCGCUCAACUUGAACCAGGGCCCUCACGAUGCGCGCGCCUUUUACGGGCCGACGAAGCCGUACACCAUCUAUGGGUCCAACAGUGCCUUUACCUGCUUUGGCCAAUGGAUUCAGGAUUUCCGAACUCUCGUCGACUGGCCUGCCGAGCCACUCGUCCAGGAUGACUUUGAGUACGGAACAGAGCUUCAGAGGCCACCCCCGUACGGCAUCCUCGAGAAGAACUUUUUUGCGUUCUGGGACAAGGACGACAACAUGUACAUCCACUACGACAUGUACCCCUCGCGUUCCUUCGGCGCCGUCGACGGCAAAGGAGCCGUGAUCGGAUCGGACCUCGCACCCAAAGCCGCGAGCUACGACAAGAAGUGCAUGGCGCGCUACAUGCCCAAGCUGGCACCCGAGCUCGAGUCCAUCCAUCAGGCCACCAACUCGCUCAAGGUCACGCUCUGCCAGCGGUCCGACGAGAACUGCAAGCCCGACGACUCCAACACGUUCAUCAUGACGAUCAUCCAGCACAAGACGUACUACAGCUGGCAUAGCGAGUACGAGCCGUACGUCGUUCUCUUUCACCAGCGGGCUCCCUUUGAGAUGUACGCCAUGUCCAAGAAGCCGAUUUGGAUCCACGGCCGGGGACGUGACGAGGGACGGAGGAGGACAGACAUGUUUUAUGUCACGUCCAUGGCCUGGAAGGAGCAUGGUAACAAGUACCACGCCUACUCGGACGAUGUGGUGUUUCUGGCUUUUGGGGUGGAGGAUAAGGGAGCGGGGGGGGUUGAUGUGCGUGCUGGGGAGCUGUUGAAGGGGUUGGGGCGUUGCUCCGAGGCGUGA